GACUUGAGUGUUUGUCAAUUCCUGCUGGAAUUUGCGGAAAAGUGAUAAAAAUGCUGCGAAACUGGCAAAAUUGGUGCAGAUUGUGUGCAAAAAUAGACUCCAUGGAUGCUGACACAAAGUACCAGACAGACUGCGUGAGAAACCAACUGGAAAUAGCCAACAAAUACUUCAUGGUUUCGCUUCUGCCCUUCGAGGAAAAGCAGUCGUCAGUGUGCGGAGAUUGCACGUCCUUCCUGGUGAAGUUGGAGCAUUUUGCGCAGCGGUGCUUGAAGGUGGAUGAGAUGUUCAAGGAACUCGUGCUGCGAAAGGAAUUCUCAGAUGCAGAUCUGCAGAAUAUUCGACUAGGAUAUGGCGUUGAUAGUGAGGAAAUUAAGUACAGUUGCAUCUUGCCAGAAAGCGAAGGACAAGGAGAUCAUCACAGUCCAGAUCCUCUUAUGCAGCUUGAAUGCGUGCUGACGGUGAAACAGGAGUUGGACGCUGUGGAUUUGCCGGAGAGAACUUCGAGUAGAGAUGCGAGGAAGGAGAGAAGAAAAAGGAAGCAGCGAUAUGAAGUGGAAUCCACUUCACUUCCCAGGAGACGAAAGGAAUCAAACAAGUCUUCCGAUGUUAAGGCAGAGGAGAAGUGCAAUGAAUCUGAUACGGAGUGUCAGGAGGCUGAAGAGCAGCCCGAUGAGGAGAGAGAUUACGAUUCAGACUAUAAACCUUCAGGGGAAAACGAGGCGGCUGAUGCGGAACCGCCAAAGAAGCGGAAGAGAGGACCGAAGGCAGUGACUGAGAAGGAGAAUGAGUGUGAGAUUUGCCUGAAGAAGUUCUGCAGGCGAAGUGUCCUGAAGGAGCACAUUUUGGAGCAACAUCGCCAGGACGAAAUGCCUCACGUCUGCUCGCAGUGUCCCAAGAGAUUCUCCAACAAGUACAAGCUGAAGAUUCACGAAACUCUGCAUCUGCCAGAGGACCAGAGACGCACCCAUGCUUGUCCUUAUUGUGAGAAGAAGUUCCGCGUGAAGUUCAUCCUGCAGACGCACAUAAACGCCAUGCACAUUGGCGAUAAGCCCUUCAUUUGCGAGGAGUGUGGCAACUCCUUCAGGACGAAGGGCGCUCUCAAUCAGCAUCAGACUAUUCAUACUGAGGAGCGUCCCUGCCAAUGUUCCUUCUGCCCCAAGAAGUUCAAGAAGAAGCAGCACUUGAAGCGCCACGAGGAGAGCCACAAAGAUCACAUGUUCGACUGUCCUCACUGUGAUCUCAAGCUGAAGAACUCGAGGACCCUCAAGAUGCAUCUGUUGGUGCACUCUGACCACAAGCAGUACAAGUGCCACUACUGCGGAAACGAAUACAAACGAGCGAAGACUCUGAAGGAUCAUCUGAUUCUGCACACUGGCCAGCGUCCGUACGAGUGUCCUUUCUGUGAUAAAACCUUCGCAAAUGGCUCAAAUUGCAGGAGUCACAAAAGGAAAGCCCAUCCAGUUGAAUUGGCGGCUCUAGAGGCGUCAGGAGGAGAGCAGCAGCACCAGAGAGUGAUUGUAAAUACCCCGAAACUCUUGCAGCCAAAAAUGCUGGGAAAUUGGCAAAACUGGUGCAGAUUGUGUGCAAAGUGUGACACGGCGGAUGUAGACACAGUGUACAAAAUGGAAUCGAUAAAAGAUCAACUGGAAAUUGUAAAUAAAUACUUCAUGCUUUCGCUUCUGCCUUACGAUGGGAGUCUUUCGUCCAUGUGUGGAGAGUGCUGUGGCUUCCUGGCAAAGCUGGAGACCUUCGGAGAGCGCUGCGUGAAGUCGGAGAAAAUGUUCAGCGAACUGAUGCUCGUCAAAGACAUCGCAGAGUCCGAUUUGCAGACAAUUCGCUUCAGAUAUGGCGUGGAUGACGAGGACAUCAAGUUCAGCGCGCUCGUGUCGCAAAUCAGCGAAGGAGUGCCGCGGCAAUAUCCGGUGCUGGUGGAUCAGUGCACGGACACGCAGGAUCUGGAGGAGGACGCCGAGGAGACGCUGGCGGUGAAGGAGGAAGUGGGCGAAUUGAAGAGCGUCGUGGCUGCGAAGAAGCGUGGACGACCGAGAAAGUCCGCGAGAGUGCAAAGUAUACGGAAAUCGAAGGGGAACCAGGAGAAUUCCGCCGAGGAGAUCAACGAUGACGAUGCUGGGGAUCAAGAUGGGGAACUUGUAGUGCCUGAUGAGGAUGAUUUGAUCGAGUACGCGCCGGAGAGCGCGAUGGAUGCCAUGGAGGACGAGGCGGAACCUCUGCAGAGGCGUCGACGGGGCGCCAAGGAGUCGCAGAAUGUGUGCACGGUAUGCAAUAAGCGCUACAGCCGGCGGUACUUGCUGGAGGAGCACGUGCGCGAGAAGCACUGCAAGCAGGAGAUGCCCUUCGUGUGCUCCAAGUGCCCGAAGCGCUUCUCCACGGAGAAGAAGGUGCGCAUCCACGAGGUGAUCCACCUGCCCGAGUCGGAGAAGCUGAUCCAUCCGUGUCCGUACUGCGACAAGAAGUUCAGCAAGACCGUGAACGUGCAGGCGCACGUGCGUGCCAUUCACAUUGGCGACAGGCCGUUCAUUUGCGAGGAGUGCGGCAAGUCGUUCGGCACGAAGGGUGGACUGAAGGAGCACCAGAUCACCCACAGCGAGGAGAGGCCCUUCCAGUGCUCCUAUUGUCCGAAGAAGUUCAAGAAUCUGCCGCGCCUCAAGACGCACGAGGACAUCCACAACGACACCAUGUACGUCUGUCCGCACUGCGGCAUCCAGCUGAACACGAAGCGCACGCUGAAGAUGCACAUGGUGGUGCAUUCGGACUUCAAGAAGUACAAAUGCCACUACUGCGGAAACGAGUACAAGCGCUCCAAGGCACUCAAGAAUCAUCUGAUUCUUCACACUGGCCUGCGACCGUACGUGUGUCCGUUUUGUGAUAAAACCUUUGCAAAUGGAUCGAAUUGUCGGAGUCACAAGAAGAAGGCUCAUCCGGCGGAGUUGGCGGCCUUGGAGGCGUCCGGAGAGCAGCCCAGAGUGGCAAAUAUUCCAAAGUUGGAGCACUUGCAACCAAAAAAUGCUGUCUCGACAUCGUCUGGAUCAGUGGAGCACACAGUGGAGAUUAUCCCGGCGUCGGCGGGAAUUGAAUUUGGGGUGAACAAUACAACUGUGACAGUCUUCCCGGCGCAAAUUGGACAAUCCGCCCCUGAGAUGACCCAGCUUAGCCGGAGUGAGUAAUGUUGGGAUGGCGUUUUGGGAAAGGAGAUAAUCAAAGGAAUCCCAGUGACUCACCGCGUUUCCUCUCCGGACGGUUGAAGUUUGUUUUUAACGCUGUACAUAUAAAACUUUCUACAUC
This is a messenger RNA of Phlebotomus argentipes, 3303 nucleotides long. RefSeq names its product zinc finger protein 271-like. NCBI's taxonomy places the organism in Eukaryota, Metazoa, Arthropoda, Insecta, Diptera, Psychodidae. The transcript is spliced from 7 exons. The record is from RefSeq and is a predicted model, not a curated record. Bases 51 to 3185 code for a protein of 1044 amino acids. Gene Ontology annotation, molecular function: zinc ion binding; DNA-binding transcription factor activity, RNA polymerase II-specific; RNA polymerase II cis-regulatory region sequence-specific DNA binding. Gene Ontology annotation, biological process: regulation of DNA-templated transcription. Gene Ontology annotation, cellular component: nucleus.